Maniola jurtina (meadow brown) is the source of this 698-nucleotide messenger RNA. It is a transcript of the gene Tapdelta, whose product is annotated as translocon-associated protein subunit delta. The coding region runs from base 131 to 637 and encodes 168 amino acids. Gene Ontology annotation, cellular component: membrane; endoplasmic reticulum; endomembrane system. The transcript has 3 exons. Lineage: Eukaryota; Metazoa; Arthropoda; Insecta; Lepidoptera; Nymphalidae. The record is from RefSeq and is a predicted model, not a curated record.
UCGUGAUUCGGAACGUAGCUGUCACUUUCAUCGACGAUUCGACAAUACGUGGAGGGUGAAGUGAAAGAUCAAAGAAUCCAAAUUUUAAACUCAUAAUUAUAAGAUAAACUCUCCAAAAAAUAAUUGCAAAAUGGUCACAAAGUAUUUAUUAACGAUUUUCGCUAUCGCCAUCAGUGGAUCCUUAGCAGAAAGCUGUAAGAAUCCUCAAGUUGAAGCGGCCUCUUUCACGACUUUAGAUGCCACCGUGGUCACCCAAAUAGCCUAUAUUACUGAAUUUACGCUGAAAUGCGAUAAUCCUUUGCCUGAAAACUAUGCGUUGUACGCCGAGGUAGAUGGAAAAGCUCUGACUGCGGCGCGCGUCGGAGUAAACAAAUACCAGGUGUCGUGGACGGAGGAACCAUCCAAGGCACGCUCGGGAGUCCAUGAAAUCCAUGUGAUGGAUGAGGAAGGCUGGGCGUCUCUGCGCAGGGCUCGCCGCUCGGACCCUGCCGCCACCGUCGCUCCACUGUUGGCUAUUCAAUUACAACAUCCAGGAAGCUACUCAGGUCCAUGGGUCAACUCAGAGGUGUUAGCGACCGCACUGUCCAUCAUCGUCGCGUACACGGCCCUGCGCAGCAAGACCAGCAUCCUAGCUUAGUUUGUACAAAUAUAUCUAGUUGUUUUAAUAUAUUUUAAAUUAAAAUAUUCAAUUAAAUAUC